AGUAUUGCUAUUCUUCACACAUCCUCAAAUGGGUCUCAAGAAAAACGAAUCGGGACGCACCGUUUCCACCUCUUUGAUGCUCCUCUUGCUGACCCUUAUUUCGUGCGCUUUGGCCUACGCCUUCUUCUCUGCAGUGUUCACAGACCGCGGAACCUCUCCAGUUCCGGACCCUGAGAUUGAGUCGUUUGCACGCGCCAAAGGCAGUGGCGCGUGUUGCAGAGGAAUUGAAAAUUUGGAGCUUUGGGGAGCUGCUGUGAAAUGGGGUUCUGAGUUCAAAUUCAACCAUUCGGAAGGGUGCUGCAACGCGUGUAAAUCCUUGUGCGCUGGGAACGAUGGACCGUGUUUGUGUGAUACGUGGGUUUUUUGUGGCAACCGUCACAGUUGCGGAUCCAAGUAUGGUGAGUGCUGGUUAAAGAAACAAAAGGACAGCUUAGCCCCCGAACAGGAAGACACAGGGGAAGCAGUUCGUUGGACUUCGGGUCUCAUCUUUGGAAAAGGAGAGGGAAUUGUUGAACUAGAAACUGAAUAUGGAACUCUUCGUGUAAAACUUUUACCUGAAUGUGCCCCACACUCUGUUGCCUACAUUUUGGAAUUGUUGACUUUGCACCAUUGUGCAGGUUGCCAAUUUUUCCGUGCAGAGAGCCGAGGUCAAUCCUGGGAUUCAGAAGGAAACCACCUAAAAAAUGCCUCUUUUGGUCCUCCAUUUGCUUUGAUUCAAGGCACACUGGAAGCCCAGGGAACGAUAUUGAAGAAAAUUCCCAUAGAAGAUUGCUCUCCUAUGAGAAGGGGUUCAGUUGCUUGGGUUGGUUCUGGCCCAGAAUUUUUUAUAAGCCUUGCCAACCAUAGGGAGUGGAAAAAAGAAUAUACUGUCUUUGGUUCUGUUCUUCCAGAAGAUAUGCAUAUUGCUGAGAGAAUUUCUGUACUCCCCACAAUAUCUGAUGUUUGGAACAAUAUCAAUGUUGCCGUUUUGGAAAAUCCCGUUCCUUUGAUGCUGCGGAGAAUCAAGAAAAGCCCCGAAGAUUUUAACAACAAACUAACUUGAGCUUGAGACAAUUCUUUGCUCAAAGUUUUACAGGUAUAUUGUUCUCUGCUUUAACCAAGGACAUACCUAUGUUUUUC
Abrus precatorius (Indian licorice) is the source of this 1119-nucleotide messenger RNA. RefSeq lists its product as uncharacterized. The coding region runs from base 29 to 1042 and encodes 337 amino acids. Gene Ontology annotation, biological process: protein peptidyl-prolyl isomerization. The record is from RefSeq and is a predicted model, not a curated record. NCBI's taxonomy places the organism in Eukaryota, Viridiplantae, Streptophyta, Magnoliopsida, Fabales, Fabaceae. The transcript has 5 exons. Gene Ontology annotation, molecular function: peptidyl-prolyl cis-trans isomerase activity.